AUGCCACUGUCUACUCAGCUAUGCUCGCCGCAGAUGUGGACACUAACAACCCCAAACAACCUCGCGAUCACUGAUCACCUUCCGGCAGAUAUCAUCAGAUGCUUGUGGGUCGUCCAGUCGCUAAACAUACGGUUCAACGAGCGCCGAGAAGAUCUCUACAAUAUCAUCAAUCUACUAAAAUCAAUCUCCAAGUUCCAGGUGCUCGACACCGAUGCGUCACUCGGCAGAACCCGUUCCAGCAAUGUUAAAGCACUACUUGAGUCUUUGAGCACCAUCAAGAUCUUCGAGCUGCAGAAGCUGCUGCUAUUACAACAAAUCAAACAAAUCGACUCUGAGAUAAGGAUGAUCCAUCAGGAAUCAAUAAGAGAAUCAGUAAAACUACGAUUGUUAUUAGAUUAUGCAAAACGCUUCCUAAACGCAUCAAGUUAUCAAUUGAUCCAAAUAUUGUUUUCGAGGUUUAAAAAUCAAGUUGAACUUGAAGAAUUCGUCGAUGCCUUUACUAAUUCUCAGAACUCUAGAGGGAUAGGUAGUUUGAAAACUGGAUUUGCUAAAGAAUACCCAAAUGUAACAACUCCGUCAACCUCGAAGCUUAAUACACUUCUCAAAUCCUCAUCUAGUUUACAACAACCUAAUGAUAGUAACACCAUUACAAGAUUUUCAGACUACGAUGAAGAAUUCCGACAGCUCAUUAAAUCAUCAUGGGAUUCUAGGAAAAAUGAGAGGAGGCAAUCGGAAAGAGACGGCUUUGUCCGAAAGCAAAUUGCUUUGUCAAUUAUGGCAAAAAAUGAAACCUUUGAUAGGUGCUUCAACUUAAAUGGUUACGAGCAGCCGAAAAUGAGAUUGGUCAUUCGCAACCCAACUCCUACGGACGUCGCAUCAUCAAAUAAGCUCAAAUUAAGAGUUGCCAACACCAAAUCUAAUGUUGAGUCGCUGGCCAGUGACUCUGAUUUUGAAACUCUGAAAUCACCACCUCCGCUUACCCCAAAACUUAAAUUAACCAUUAGAUCAGGACAUCCGCUAUCUAAAGAUCAUCUAAUUAAUGAUUUCCCUGUCUCUAAUAAUAUAUCAUCUAGGCUUAAAAGAAAAGCUUCCGGGUUGUCGGAGUCAAGCAAACUCAAAAUAAAUAAAAUUGCUGGGAAAAAUAAAUCCGAAACUUAUAGCUCUGCGGGAAGAUCACAGGCAAGUGGAAAAUCGGGGAUUGAACAGGAAGCAGAAGACCAAGAGGAAGUCGACGAAAGUGUUUUUUGUAUCUGUCGUAGUGGAUCUUCUGGUAAAAUGAUUGGUUGCGAUGAUGACCAUUGUAAAUAUGGAGGGUGGUUUCAUUACAAAUGCCUUAGUAUACCUAUUAAUUUUGAACCCGGGAAAAGAAAUAAGUGGUAUUGCCCAUGGUGCAGAGAUAAACAUUUAUCAAAACAAAAGCCUAGUGUUGAUAAACUGGAAAAGAAACCAAGGUUGCCUUCUGGCAAGGUCUCCUCACAAGAAGGUCCACAGUUACGACCAAGAUUGGAAGCUACACGUCCUUUGAGAACAAGAAACCGUGAGAUUGUUUCUAUCGUGGAUGAUAUUGACAGUGUAUUGCGUCACAAAAAGAAGGCCAAACCUAGUGACCGCAGCUUGAAGGAGCCAUUGGCAGUGAUAAAGAACACUGUUGCAAAGUCCAGUACUGAUAAUCAAACCGAAGUUAAAAAAAAGGUGGUGCAGCAUCCAAUCACUCCUGUGAAGAGGUCCUUGCGAUCCGGUGGUAAGGCAUUGGCUAGUCCUGUACUUGAAAGCAAGCCUAUUUUGAAAACCCCAGUAUUGUCUUCUGGUAAGAUAACCAAGGAAGAGGUGCCUUCAAGAAGGACACUAAGAUCCGCUGGCAAUGUAUUAGAUGUUGCUGUUCGCUCAGUGGAAGGAAAACCAAUGAGGCUGUUAAGAUCAUCGGGGUCAAUUAAUGAUGGUGUUGGACCGAUGGUGCCAUUGUCUACCCUUCCAACAAGAUCUUUACGUUCUGGAAGAAAGACUGCUAUUUCGCCUAUGGUCGCGAAACCUUUGUCAAAGUUACGCUCGGCCAAAAAAGUGGUGUCAUCAUCAAAAUCACCAACAAAAGAGGCUGCUGGUGUUCGGAAAUUUCCCAACAGAGCAAAAGUGCACCCUUUAAUUUCAACCCCAACAAAGACCAAGACACAAACAAAACAUCAAGUCAAAACCCCAGUGAUCCUGGGAUUUGUGGAAACGUUCCUUAAUGACGGCUACUUUAGUCCGUUAUCUGACAUUAACAUUUCCGAUAAUGAGUAA
Molecule: messenger RNA, 2277 nt
Organism: Saccharomycopsis crataegensis
Lineage: Eukaryota; Fungi; Ascomycota; Saccharomycetes; Ascoideales; Saccharomycopsidaceae
Gene: YNG1
Product: Yng1p
Exons: 1
Coding region: 1-2277 (758 amino acids)
Biological process (GO): regulation of DNA-templated transcription
Cellular component (GO): nucleus; histone acetyltransferase complex
Molecular function (GO): histone acetyltransferase activity
Source: RefSeq, a predicted model, not a curated record